AUGAAGAAAUCAAUAGCAUUUUGUGCAGCUUGGGCAUGUGGUUAUAUCAUUAACGCUUCUUAACCUUACCUCAAGAUGUUACAGACCUCCAAUUUAGAGGAAGAAUCUCAUAGUUUCUAAGAAUUUAUUCAAAACUAAAACUACUCAUAACCAAAAAUAAUCGACUUUCUUCAUAGUUCUCCAGAAAGACACUUUCUUCAUAAUAUGAUAGUUCAAAAUGAGAAGGCAUUCAAUUUUUUUAAAGUUUAUUUACCUAAAGAUGGUGAUAUGAAAUGUUCCGAGAAUAAUCCUCAUCUUCAUAUUGUAUUUAAUGCAGCAGAUGAAGUUAGAGGAAAUAACAACGAUGUACAUAGUGGAUUGUUAGCUACUCUAAUUGAUAAUGCAUUUGGAUAAUUAAGCUUUUUGGCAACAGGAUUCAUACCCUCAGUGACUGCCAAUCUCCAACUUAAUUUCAAUCAUACUAUUCAUACAAAUAAAGAUUAUUUAAUAAGUUGUGAAGUUGAAAAAGUUUAAGGGAGAAAAGUAUUUUUGAAAGCAAUUGUUUAUGAUAAUGAGAAAAAUAUUUGUGGUGAGGCCACUGCAUUAUUUAUAACAGUGAAUUGGGGAGGGAAACAAUGGAAACAAGCCAUUGAAACUCUUCAGAAUACCAGAUUCUUUAACGAAGGAGUCCAAAGAUUUCUAUACUGA
This is a messenger RNA of Paramecium primaurelia, 687 nucleotides long. The record is from the annotation of a GenBank genome assembly. Lineage: Eukaryota; Ciliophora; Oligohymenophorea; Peniculida; Parameciidae.